AUGGGUAUGUUCGACGCCGAAAAGCCAAUCUCCAAGCUGGACCGCCACCGAGUGCUUGCUCCUAAAGCCGGUGUGCGCGUCUCCCCUCUCUGCUUCGGCGCCAUGUCGAUCGGCGACAAAUGGAAGGACAUGCUCUCCGGUGGUCUCGAUAAGCAAGGCACGUUCGAUCUUCUCGACGCAUUCUACAAGCUCGGCGGCAACUUUAUCGACACUGCCAACGUCUACACCGACGGUCAGAGCGAGAUGUUCCUCGGCGAGUGGAUGGAGACACGCGGCAUCCGCGACGAGAUCGUCCUCGCCACCAAAGCCACCUCGCCCUACAAGAACCGCGAGCUCGGCAGCCACAUCGGCUCCAACUUUGUCGGCAACUCGACCAAGUCGAUCUUCGUCUCGACGCGCGACUCGCUCAAGAAGCUGCGCACCGACUACAUCGAUAUCAUGUACAUCCACUGGUGGGACUGGUCCACGAGCAUCGAGGAGAUGAUGCAGGCGCUCAACCAGCUCGUCGUGUCGGGGAAGGUGCUGUACCUGGGAGCGAGCGAUAUGCCUGCUUGGGUGGUCAGCGCGGCCAACACGUAUGCUCGCGCUCACAAUCUGGCUCAGUUCGUCGUGUACCAAGGCAAGUGGAAUGCGAUGGAACGCGAUUUCGAGCGUGAGAUUAUUCCCAUGGCAAGGGAGUUUGGCAUGGCCCUCGCACCAUGGGGAAGUUUGGGGCAGGGCCGUUUUAAAACGCCUGAGCAAGUAGCCGAGCGCGAGAAGACCCAAGGCCCCCUCCGUGGUGGAGGAGGAGCACUUACCGAGAAAGAGAAGAACAUCUCGGCCGUUCUUCACAAGAUCGGACAGGAAGAACUCGGUGGUGUCAGCAUCACUGGUGUUGCGCUGGCGUACGUCUUUUCCAAAUACCCUUACGUGUUCCCCAUUGUCGGAGGUACCAAGAUCUCGCAUCUUGAGGACAACGUCAAGGCUAUCGGCACCGUACUGACCCCCGAACAGAUCAAGAAGAUCGAGGACACGGCUCCGUUCGACGUCGGCUUCCCCAACUCCAUGAUCGGUCCGGAUCCUCACCUCUCUGGAGAGACCCAAUUCGGUUUGCACGCGCACGGUGGUCACUUGGACUGGGUCAAGCAUCCCACGGCUCCUUCGUUCAAGUAG
Molecule: messenger RNA, 1152 nt
Organism: Pseudozyma hubeiensis SY62
Lineage: Eukaryota; Fungi; Basidiomycota; Ustilaginomycetes; Ustilaginales; Ustilaginaceae
Product: candidate aryl-alcohol dehydrogenase
Exons: 1
Coding region: 1-1152 (383 amino acids)
Source: RefSeq, a predicted model, not a curated record